Molecule: messenger RNA, 1296 nt
Organism: Cladophialophora psammophila CBS 110553
Lineage: Eukaryota; Fungi; Ascomycota; Eurotiomycetes; Chaetothyriales; Herpotrichiellaceae
Product: isovaleryl-CoA dehydrogenase
Exons: 2
Coding region: 1-1296 (431 amino acids)
Molecular function (GO): acyl-CoA dehydrogenase activity; flavin adenine dinucleotide binding
Source: RefSeq, a predicted model, not a curated record
AUGUACUCUUCUCACGGGGCUACCCGUGCGGCGACCACUGCUCUAAGAAAACAAUGCCGUCCUACCUUUCCAGGCCGAGUACUUGGCUCGAGGCGAGUUCAUGCACGAGCGUAUGAGUUCUUACAAUCAAAUCAUCCUGACUUCACCGAAUCACAAAGAACCGUCCGUGAAGCUAUCGCCAAAAUUGUGUCAAGAUUCCCCGACGAGUACUGGCUUGAAAAAGAUUCCAACCAUGAAUUUCCACAUGACUUUCAUCGGGAUUUCGCCCGAGACGGCUGGCUUGGGAUCUGCCUCCCUCAGAAGUACGGCGGCUCCGAGCUUGGAAUUUCAGAGGCCGCGGUGAUGAUGCAGACGAUCUCCGAAUCUGGUGCCGGGUUGGCCGGCGCCUCGUCGAUACACAUGAAUAUCUUCGGGCUUGAGCCGGUCGUCAAAUUUGGCACAGAAGAGCAGAAAGAACGAAUGCUCCCGCCUCUUAUUCAAGGGAAGGACCGCGCUUGUUUCGGCGUGACGGAGCCAAAUGCAGGGUUAGAUACUCUGAAGCUACAAUCUCAGGCUCGCCGCGACGGUGAUGACUAUAUCCUGAAUGGCUCCAAGAUCUGGACCUCGACCGCGCAAACCGCGAACAAAAUCUUGAUCCUCGUCCGAACCACACCGCUGGAAGAGAUACAGAAGCCGACUCAAGGACUGUCGCUCUUCUAUACCGAUCUCGACCGCACAAAGGUCCAGGUGACCGAAAUCCAAAAGCUCGGUCGUGCCGCCGUGGACUCGAAUCUCAUCUUCUUCGAAAACUGGAGGGUCCCUGCCGCGGACAGGAUCGGCAAAGAAGGCGACGGCUUCAAGCAAAUUAUGCACGGAAUGAACGCGGAACGUGUUCUUAUUGCCGCAGAAGCCCUCGGCUUAGGUUAUGCGGCGCUUCGCCGUGCCGCGAUCUAUGGUAAGGAGAGAGUCGUAUUUGGGCGUCCUAUCGGCAAGAAUCAGGGCAUUCAACACCCGUUGGCAGAGUCUUGGAUAAAAGUGGAGGGUGCACGCUUGAUGGUAUACCUAGCCGCCCGCCUCUAUGACCAAGGAUUUGAAUCUGGGGAAUACGCCAACGCAGCUAAAUACCUUGCCGCCGAAACCGCUUUUGAGGCUUGCGAGAGGGCCGUUCUGUCUCACGGAGGCAUGGGCUAUGCGAAGGAAUACCACGUGGAAAGAUAUCUGCGAGAAGCUAUGUUACCGCGAAUUGCUCCUAUCAGCAAAGAGCUCAUCUUAAACUACAUUGGUGAGCGGGUGUUGGGUUUGCCAAAGAGUUAUUGA